AUGCUAAUAGAUCAUUGGGAAAAUGACGAUCUAUUCGAUGUCACAUUGAGGUUAAUAGUAAAUUUAACCAAUCCUGCACUACUAUUAUAUAGAGAAGAAGUACCUAUUGAGCGUACUGCUCGUCAUAAUUAUCUGCAAAUAUUAAAUAACUUGCAAAGUUAUAAAGAAGAGGCAUUUGCUAAAGUUGAAACUUGGCAAGUGUUUUCUAAAAAAUUAGCUAAAGUUUUAGAAAUUGAUUGGGCAGAGAGAGAUGAAGAUACUGGACUCAUUAUUGAAAGGAUCUUAAUACUUAUCAGAAAUGUUUUACAUGUGCCUGCCGACCUUGACAAAGAAAGGAGACCUGAAAAUGAUGCCAGUGUCCAUGACCAGGUGUUAUGGGCAUUGAAUCAAUCUGGUAUCUUGGACAUAAUUCUCUAUAUGUCAUCAGAGAAUGAAAAACAGUAUUUUAUGCAUAUUCUUGAAAUAAUCUCACACCUGUUAAGGGAACAAAACCCGACAAGCUUAGCAAAUGCUGCUCUGCAGAGAAGUAUGGAUGAAAAAUUGAGGGAUGAACAGGAACUUCUUACAAUUAGAAUGACUGAAACAAAAGAUAGGCUAAAUAAGAUUAAACAGUAUUCUGCUACAAGACAUUCAAGGUUUGGUGGCACUUAUGUUAUACAGAACAUGAAAUCCAUAUCAGAUAAUGGGAUUAUUAGCUUAAAGCCUUUAAAUAAAAUAUCUAGCUUAGAUUUUAAUGGAAGUAAGAAAACUAAAUUAGUGAAACCUAAGAACAGAAGACCGAUUGAAAGUGGAGGACUUGAACGUCGAUCAGCCUUCGCAGUGAGACUAUUUCUCAAAGAAUUCUGCAUUGAGUUCCUAAACAGCUCUUACAAUCCAUUAAUGCGUUAUGUAAAAGACGUUCUUGUGAGGUCAAAGGCGCAGCAAAAUGACGAGUCAUACUACUUGUGGGCCGUUAAAUUCUUCAUGGAAUUCAACCGUGGACACAAUUUUCAAGUUGGACUAGUAAGCGAAACAAUGUCGGUGCCCAUGUUCCAUUACGUGCAGCAGCAGAUGGAGAAAUACUACGACAUGAUCAAAGUGGAGAAGAAGAAGUUCUCCUCGUGGGUGCGCCGGUUGCACAUCGCGCUCAGGGCCUACAAGGAGCUGCUAUACAGUUUGGUUGCGAUGGACAAAAGCUCCGACGGCACAGUCAGGGACUCCGCCAAAGUGUUGAAAAGCAACAUCUUCUACGUGCUGGAGUACAGGGAAUUCGUUCUGACGACCUUCCUGAGCUUCGACGAGAAUAAAAUGCCGCGGUCAUAUCUGGAGGAUCUGGUGGAGACGGUGCAUCUGUUUCUGAAAAUGCUGGAGCACUACUGCAAAAGGACGGGCCUGGUCGUUCAAAAGAAAGUUCGGAAGAAGCUGAAGACGAAAAAACAUAAACGGACGCAGAAAUCCAGGAGCGUUGCAGCAGAAGCGCCUCAGUGGGAGGAGGUCCGACCGCAAAUCGCGUGCGUGCUGGGCUCGGGUUUGGAAGAAUUCCCGCCGCCCUUCGACGCGGCCUCCGACGUGCCGAUAGACCAGCAGAAGGAAGACUCUGCCAGGGAGGUGUGGCCAGAGGAGGGGAUCUUCGGUGUGGCGGGGAUCGCUGAAGACGAGGAGCUGGACAUGCUGCAAACCAUUUACAACACGGACUUGGGCGUUGAAGUGAACGGCCCAAAUGAGGAAGAGGACGGUUCGCAAGAAGAAAUGGAUAAUGAAGAAGACGAAGAAGAAGAAGCUGAGAGUAAAACGGCAGUGGUUGAAACAGAUUUCGACUUUCAGGACUUUGUUCAAAGGUUCUGCCAGGCGCGCGUCGUGAGCGCGUGCGCGUGCGUGCUUGAGGCGUGCGCGCGCCCCCCCUCCGCCGCCCCCUCGGCCCCCUCGGCCCCCUCGGCCCCCUCGGCCCCGCGCGCCGCCCGCGCCGCCCUGCGGCUGCUGCACCGGCUCGCGUGCGACUGCCGCCGCCCCGCGCUCCUCUUCCAGGCGUCGCUCUUCCUCACCUUCCAGCGGGUGCUCGCCGACCCGAUGCCCCACCUCAAGGAGUUGGAGAAGUUCACGUUGUACAUCUUCAGAAAGUUCGCGGCGAUCGCUUCGAAAAAUCCCAAAGCUUUCAUCGAACUUUUGUUCUGGAAGUCGUCUAAGGACGCCGUCGAAAUAGAGCACGGCUACGACCUUUACGGCGACCAAAAAGACAAAUUGGGCAAAGGCGUUUGGACUGAGGAGCAAGAAGAUGAGCUUCGGAACUUGUUUAUGGAAAACCAGGCGAAUCCAACGACAGAGAAAGACGUGAUCGACUGGAUCCUGGAGAACCUGAUAGACCAAACGCGUACCCGGCGCGGCGUCAUAAGGAAGCUGAAGGAGUUGGGGCUCAUCUUCAAGGCGCCGACGAAACGGAGCAACAAGGCCCGUUUGGAAACAACCCCCAAGGAGUUCUCAGAGGAGGAGGACGCCCUGCUCGCAGAACUGUGGAGACAAUAUGCCGAUUCGCCAGACCCUUUGGGCGCGAUGAUUCCCCGGAUGCCGCGGAGGCGAGCGCGACGGAGCUACGUAGAGCGACUUCUGGAGCUGGAUCUAAUACAGGACAAGAAACAGUGCAGGAAGAAGAGAGAGAAGCAGCCGAAGAGUAAACGGACCGACGGUGACGGAUCGGACGGCAGUUCAUCAGAUUCGGAAUCUUCAGAUGGCAGUGCCUGCGACAGUACUGUGAAAGUUCCAUCGCCACCAAAGGCCAAGAAACUGGUUAAGAAGGCAGAGAAAAAGAAACCUGAAGGGCGUGGAAAUAAGAAGAAUAAGAAACAAGUUGAGCUGAGUGCGACCGAAAUUGCUAAGCUUUUAGUGCAAGCUGUCAACAGCGGUUUUUCGGAGGCCUUACGGUGGCUGGCGGAAAGCCUGGAAGAGGUCGCGUUAGACCAGGAAGCGGAAGGAUACGAUCCAACGGCAGAGGGGACUCCCCUGGUGCCAGUUGGGGAGGCCAGCGUGCGGGCAAUGGACAGCCAAGUGUUCCUCAAGGUGCUCAAAGGGAUCGGGGUGGCACCGCCCGCUGACGAACAGGAGACCUACUGGAGAAUACCUAGUCACCUUCACCACGAAACGAUAAGGAAACGACGCGAAAUAAUAAUGAGGGCGGUUAACAAAGAACUUGUGGUCGACGAAGCGGAAAUAGCUACUAGCAACGAUAUAACCGAAAACAAAACAGUUGGUGACAACGAUUCAAGCGACGACGAAGACCUGUUCGAUAAUCUGCGCAAGUUGCGGGACAGCAAUGAAGAAGAUAGCGUUGCCAAAAGCGUUAUUAAAAGCAAAUCGGAGAACCGCAAACGCAGUCGCAGCACGGACGAAGAAGAAGACAGCAGACGAGAGAAGAUGCCGAAGAUUGAUGAGACAGAGGAGCGAAACAGCGAUGAAGAGGAAGACAUUUUGUCCUUCGCCAAAAAGACCCUUCAACUCGACGAGCCCGAAACGGAGGAUAUAUUAAGCAACAUACGAAGGCCUGAUACUGAUGACAGUGACAACGAAGAACCCGAGGAAAUAGUUCUACCAACGAAACGAAAGAAAGUUAGAGCGAUCAUUGAUGACGAUUCCGAU
Molecule: messenger RNA, 3606 nt
Organism: Iphiclides podalirius (scarce swallowtail)
Lineage: Eukaryota; Metazoa; Arthropoda; Insecta; Lepidoptera; Papilionidae
Source: the annotation of a GenBank genome assembly